Molecule: messenger RNA, 459 nt
Organism: Puntigrus tetrazona (Sumatra barb)
Lineage: Eukaryota; Metazoa; Chordata; Actinopteri; Cypriniformes; Cyprinidae
Gene: rpl37a
Product: ribosomal protein L37a
Exons: 4
Coding region: 96-374 (92 amino acids)
Biological process (GO): translation
Cellular component (GO): ribosome
Molecular function (GO): structural constituent of ribosome
Source: RefSeq, a predicted model, not a curated record
UCCGGUCGCUAUCCCAUAAUGCACGCGUCCGAGCUGGCAAAACCGCGCAUGCGCAGUGGCUCGCUCUCUUUUGGAUCGGCACCUCUUCUGCUAAAAUGGCCAAGCGCACCAAGAAGGUGGGGAUUGUGGGGAAGUACGGCACCCGUUACGGAGCGUCCCUCAGGAAGAUGGUGAAGAAGAUCGAGAUCAGCCAGCACUCGAAAUACACCUGCUCCUUCUGCGGCAAGACUAAGAUGAAGAGAAAGGCUGUAGGGAUCUGGCACUGCGGCUCCUGCAUGAAAACCGUGGCCGGAGGUGCCUGGACGUACAACACGACGUCCGCCGUCACGGUCAAGUCUGCCAUCAAGCGUCUGAAGGAGCUGAAGGACCAGUAAACCGGACCCUGUUUUCUACUCGUUCACUUCUUUCUUUCUGUGGCUCGACGGAACCUCUCGUAAUAAACCUGAGCGUUGAGCCGGA